This is a messenger RNA of Tuber melanosporum (Perigord truffle), 1374 nucleotides long. RefSeq lists its product as uncharacterized. Gene Ontology annotation, cellular component: nucleus. The coding region runs from base 1 to 1230 and encodes 409 amino acids. The transcript has 2 exons. The record is from RefSeq and is a predicted model, not a curated record. Gene Ontology annotation, biological process: tRNA N1-guanine methylation. Gene Ontology annotation, molecular function: tRNA binding. Lineage: Eukaryota; Fungi; Ascomycota; Pezizomycetes; Pezizales; Tuberaceae.
AUGUCCCCUCCCACUGACCUCCCAAUUCCCACCGAUAACGCGGAAAUCUUCACAGAACCUCCUCCCCCUGAUCCCCCCGACACUACUGCUCCAGAAUCAACGACAACCGCCACCGAUCCACAAGACACCACCGAGCUCUCCAAAAACGCACGCAAGCGCCAAUUGAAAGCCAAGCGCUGGGAAGAGACCCGCGAAGCUUGGAAAGCCGCCAAGCGUGAGAAGAAGAAAGCACGUAGGGCCGCGGAGCGUGCGAAGGCCAAAGCUGCCGCUGAAACAGCACAAGAAAGUGGAGGGGAAUUGUUGAAGCAGAGGGAUAAUGCGAGUGGCGAUGGAAAUAAAAACAACGGCUCCAUGAAUAGGAGGAGGCCGGUGCUGGAACCUAUUAGUUUGAUUAUGGAUUGCGGGUUUGAUGAAUUGAUGAGUGAUAAGGAGAUAACAUCCCUCUCCAGUCAACUAACCCGCAGCUAUAGCAUAAACCGCACAUCCCCACGCCAAGUAACCCUCCACCUAACCAGCCUGAACAAGCGCCUCCUAACGCGCUACCAAACUAUCCUCUCGAACCAGCACCUUCGCUGGAAAAAUGUCAUUGUGUCCUCCGAGCCGUACGAGGUGACUUCAGACCUGGUAUACCUAACCGCCGACUCACCCAACACCAUCACCGAACUCGAGAACGGUAAGAAGUACAUUGUCGGCGCCAUCGUAGACAAGAAUCGGUACAAGGGCCUCUGCCACAAGAAGGCGGUGGCGCAGGGCGUCGCGACGGCGAAAUUGCCGAUUGGGGAGUACGUUAGCAUGGCGAGUAGGUUCGUCUUGACGACGAAUCAGGUUGUGGAGAUUAUGAUUCGCUGGCUGGAAUAUAGGGAUUGGGAGAGGGCAUUUUUGGAGGUUAUUCCUAGGAGGAAGAUACCUGUUGCUAAGGGUGGGGGUGAGGGUGGGGAAGGGGAAGAGGGAGGGGAGCAGGAAGGGGAACAGGAAGGGGAGCAGGGAGGGGAGCAGGGAGGGGAGCAGGGAGGGGAGCAGGGAGGGGAGCAGGGAGGGGAGCAGGUGGGGGAUGAAUGGAUGCCUGCUGAAGAUGGGUGCAACUCACCAGCACCCGCGAACAAUCUUGACAGGGUAGAAGAUGAGAUGGGCGAAAUAGAGGAUGCUAUGCUCAUCGAUAGCGGGCCAAAUCCACAACAGGAGAGUACAAUCUCCGGACAGGCUCCAGGAGCAGGAGAUAAGCCCAUAUGAUCCCAUCUUUCCUCCUUCCUUCCUACCUCAACAUAUCUAAUCCUCCACUCCCGGAAAACAUACCUUAUCCAAACCCCCAAAAUUGUACAAUAGACUAGCCGCCUCUCAUCCAGCUUAUCCAUCAUAGCAUAAGGCGUAAAUGCU